AUUUGACUGUUGGUAGAGAUGAGUAUGAUGACCGGAGGGACAUGCUAGGGCGCACGAGACGCCCGCAGGCUGAUGCUGCUUUCUGAACCUGAGCCUGCUGGCUCGCGACUCCGCCCCGGCUCGGCCGCGGCAAAGUUCUGCACCACUCGUUUUGUUCGCUUAAUCUACAGUUUACACUUAAUGUUUCACUCACUACACACGGCUCAACACCAAACCCCAUCGUUUGAUAUCACUAUUUUAUUCAUUUUACUUGGAUUUAUAACAACAAUCGCGUAUCAGUAUACUUUGACGAGUUUGACAUCUGACACAAUGAAGUUGCCUGCAGAAAUAAUACGUGGGUAUUUAGGUCAACCUGGCUAACGCACGAGGUCAAGGACUUGCAAACUUGCAAUAUGACCAAGCUCGAAAAAUAGUUUCUACACAGACAGUUAAAAAAUAAAAAUAGGUAAGGUAAUUUCCUGCAUUUAAAAAGCAUGUAUAAAAUAUUAUAACUAAUUAAAAUAAAACUAUAAUAAAAACAACAAGUGGCGACAUCUAGUGCAGAAAUCAAUAAUCGUACCAUUGAGACUGUUGGACCGACAUGGAUUCACUACGAACUGUUUGACUGACAGCUAAAACGCCAUUUUGCUAUUAUUACAGAGGGUUGCAUUAUCUGUUCGUCAACAAUGUAAAGUGAAAUGUUUGCUAGAUUUUUACAGUGAAUGUAAUGUGAAGUGAUAUUUUAACCCUUGAUUUAUAAACUAGGGUUAUGGAGGAGUCCAACGACGAGCUCAGGGUCGUUCCCGAGCUCUACUUUCUGAUAGCGAAAUUUCUAUCGGGCGGACCCCUGAAAGAGACUGCAAAGACUUUGCUAAAAGAGCUCGAGAGUAUAGAGGUGCUGCCUCGGCGACUGGACUGGGAGGGACACGAGCACGCCCAGUCUUACGAUGAACUGGCAUCCCAACACGCUGAUGUGUCGUGGCGACGACUCGCGUCCGUAUGCGAGCGCGCCGUGGCCCUGGCGCGGCUGGCGCCCAACCAGGGCGGGGGCGCGGCCGGGGGCGCUGCGCCCCGGCUGGCCGCGCGGCUGUCGCUGCUGAGCGAGACGCUGGUGCGGCCCCGGCCGCGCUACGCGUCGCACGUGGUGGACCACUCGCUGGUGCGGCGCCUGGUGGCGCGCGAGCUGGGGCAGGGCGCGGCGGCGGCGGCGGGGGGGCGCGGGGGCGCGGCGCUGUUCCCGGCGCGCCUGCUGGCCGGGCUGCAGCUGCAGCGGCGCACGCUGGGCCACCUGUCGGCCGUGUACUGCCUGGUGGUGGACUGCUCGGGGCGCUACGUGAUGACGGGCGCCGACGACAUGCUGGUGAAGGUGUGGAGCGCGCUGGACGGGCGCCUGCUGGCGACGCUGCGCGGCGUGGGCGCCGAGGUGACGGACGUGUGCGUGAGCGCGGACGGCGCGCUGCUGGCGUGCGGCUCGGUGGACCGGCUGGUGCGCGUCUGGUGCCUGGCCUCGGGCGCGCCGCGCGCCGUGCUGGCCGCGCACGCCGGCACCAUCACGUCGGUGCACUGGGCGCCGCCCGCGCGCCGCGACGUGCGCUGGCUGGCCAGCACGUCCACCGACUGCUCCGUGGCCUUCUGGACCUGCUCGCCCGACGGCCACUUCCUGUCGCAGCCCGUGCAGUACGUGGAGCGCAUGCGCCCCGGCGUCUGCCACAUGAUCUGCGCCGCCUGGUCCGCCGGCGGCGCCUUCCUGGCCGCCGGCAGCGCCGACCACCACGUGCGCAUCUACACCGUCGAGCACGAGCCCGGCGGGCCCAAGCGGGUGCUGGAGACGCCGGUGCACGACGACGCGGUGGACAGCAUCGCCUGGGCGCACCGCGGCCUGCGCUUCGUAUCGGGCAGCAAGGACGGUAGCGCCGCGCUGUGGACGCUGCACGCGACGCAGUGGCGGCACGUGCUGCUGCAGCCGCAGGCCGAGGGGGGGGACGGCAAGCGGCUGAAGAUGACCAUGGUGUGCUGGGACCGGUCGGACGCGUUCGUGCUGACGGCCGUGUCGGACCACAGCAUCCGCGUGUGGUGCGCCCGCACGGCGGCGCCGGUCCGGGUGCUCCGCGGGCACCGGGACGAGGCCUACGUGCUGGAGGCGCACCCCUUCCUGGCCGGCGUGUUCCUGUCGGCCGGCCACGACGGCCAGCUCUUCGUGUGGGACGCGCGCGAGCCCGAGCCCCUCGCCACCUUCCACAACCGCAUCGAGGGCCACGGCGACGGCGCCAUCUUCGACGCCAAGUGGGGGGGCGGCGCCAGCGUGGCCGCCACCGACUCGCACGGCCACCUGCUGCUGCUGGGGCUGGGCCGCGGCCAUCGCCUGUUCGGGGCGCUGCCCCCCGAGCUGUUCUUCCACACGGACUACCGACCCGUGGUGGUGGACGCGCAGGGCGGCGCGCACGACGAGCAGACGGACACGCCCCCCCACCUGCUGCCGCCGCCCUUCCUGGUGGACGUGGAGGGCGCGCCCCACCCGCCCGAGUUCCAGCGCCUGGUGCCGGGGCGCGAGAGCCUGGCGCUGGCGCAGCUGAUCCCCAUGGCGGAGGCGCCGCGGUCGCGCAUCGACGCCAUGAUCGAGGCGCUGGCGGGGGCGCGGUCCCCGCGCGGCGUGUGGCGCGGCGAGGGCGUGCGCUACACGGCGGGGUCGUGGCAGCGCGGGGACGCGCCCCCGCCCCCCGCGCCGCGCGCCCUCGUGCCCCCGCUGGCGCCCGCCGUCGCCGAGCGCCUGCAUCGCGCCGCCGCCGACCUCAACGCGCUCGAACAGGCUUGGUACCGGCGUGAGAUGAGACGCCGUCCGCUCAUGAUCAGCACAGCCCCUGAGGGCACAGGUCCCCGUCGUCGCGCGGGGCGGCGGCCCCGGGCCGCACCCCGGUCUCCGCGCACGGUGACGCGUGCGCCCGACCCGCCGGAGCCCGAGUCGGCCGCGUCCUGCAGCGACACGUCGGACGAGUGGGUGCAGCGCGCCCCCCGCGCCGACCCCGACUCGCAGCACUCCAGCCUCGACCUCUCCGACUCCGAGUCCAGCUCGUCGUCGUCGUCGCAGUACUCGGACUGGGAGGCGGGCGCGGCGCUGGCGCCCCCGGCGCGCGCGCGGCGCCGCCCGCUGCCCACCAACCGUUACAGCCCCUCGGUGACCAAGCGGGCCGCGCGCGGCGCCCCGCCCGCCGCCGCCGCCGCCGACCCGGACGCCGCGGGCCCCGCGCCGGCGCCGCCGGACGACCUGCCGGACGCCUACCGGCCCGGCGACUGGAUCACCGCCGUCAUGCCGCGCAAGGCGCCCUACCACCCACAGAUGGGGGACGAGUGUCUCUACUUCCGACUCGGCCACCAGCGGUACUUCGAGGCGGUGGCGGAGAAGGACGUGUACCGCGUGACGGCGCGGGACAAGCCGUGGGAGGGCACGGACGACGUGUACCCGUGCGAGCUGGUCAAGGUGGUGGGCAUCAAGUACGUGAUCCGCCCCCCCCGGCUGGCCUGCCUGCGCCUGGCGCGCGGCCUGGCCCCGGCGCGGGGCUCGCUGACCGUGCGCUACCACGACAUGCCCGACGUCAUCGACUUCCUGGUGCUGCGCCAGCAGUACGACGCCGCCGCCGCGCGCCGCUGGGGGCCCGGCGACCGCUUCCGCUGCAUGAUCGACGACUGCUGGUGGGCCGGCACCGUGCUCGAGAGCGCCGCCGGGCCUCCGCCCCCCGACUCGGGCGCCGCCGCCGCGCUGGCGCCCGCCGCCGCCGCCGCCUGGGCGCAGGCCGCGGCCGACCAGUUCCUGGCGCUGCGCGUGCGCUGGGACAACGGCGAGGUGGAGCGCCUGUCGCCGUGGGACCUGGAGCCGCUGGACCCCGAGCGUCUGCCCGGCGUGGCGGGCGGCGCCGUGGCCGUGCUGCCCCACGAGCUGGAGGCCGCGCUGUACCGCGCCGCGCCGCACGAGUGGCCCCCGCGGGGGGACCGCGCCGCCGCCUGCCGCGCCGCCGCCGCCCACGUCGGCGCCGUCAUGUCGCUGGCGGCGGCCGAGCCGUUCGCGGCGCCCGUGGACCUGGCGCGCUACCCGGGCUACGCGCGCGUGGUGCCGUACCCCGUGGACCUGGCCACGAUCCGCGCGCGCUUCGACCAGCUGUUCUACCGGCGCGCGGCGGCGGCGCAGUGGGACGCGCGCUGCCUGGCGUCCAACGCCGAGCGCUUCAACCGGCCGCACUCGGCCAUCGUGCGCCAGGCGCGCCUGGUCAGCGAGCUCCUGUUGCACAUCAUCGCGCACUGGCGCGACGUGGACGUGCUGGCCAAGUACCACGAGCUGGCCGCCGCCUACCGCAGCUCGGACGAGGACGCGGGCCCGGCGGCCGGCCCGGCGCGCGGCCCGGCGCCCGGCUGGCGCGACGCCUGCGCCCGCGUGCUGGCCGAGCUGGAGGCGUCGGCGGACGCGGAGCCCUUCCGCGCGCCCGUGGCGCCGGGGGCGGCGCCCGACUACGCGCGCGUCGUGGCGGCGCCCAUGGACCUGGGCACGGUCCGCGCGCGCCUGCAGGCGGGGGCCUACGCGCGCGCCGCCCACUUCGCCGCCGACGUCCGCCUCGUCUUCUCCAACAGUCGCCUCUACAACACCAACAAGCGCAGCCGGAUAUACUCAAUGACGGUCCGUCUGUCCGCGCUGUUCGAGGCGCUGUGGGCGCGGCAGGGCCCGGGGGCGCGCACCACUACCGGGGGGCGGCGCCCCGCGCGCGCAGUCCGCGCCCCCCGCACCGCGCGCCCCGCACGAUCCACCCGCACCGCGCCCCCCUCCAGCGACCAAGAGGAGGAACUAAUGAACGGUCACUCGGCGGCGGAGUCGUCGGCGAGCUCAGCCAGCUCGGCCAGCUCGGCGAGCUGUGCGAGCUCGUCGGAGUCAUCGUCGGAGCCCCUGGCGGCCACGUCGCGGCGCGUGCACGGCCAGCGCGCUGACUCCUUGGACAGCGACGCGCCGCUACACAUGCAUCGCAAGGGUAAAGGAGUCGGCAAGAAGAGUAAAAGUAGCAAUGCGAGCGCGGAGCCGGGGCCCUCCACUAGUCGCGUCAGGCUUUCCGACGAGGAGCUCGAGGAAGAGGAAGAGGAAGAGGAGGAGGAGGAAGAUGAAGGCGGCGCCAGCUCGUGGUCAGGGUCGCAUAGUUCAGGGUCAUCGCGGCGUUCGAGACGGAGACGCGCGCGCAAGCGGCCCCGGUCGGGGUCGUCGUCGGAGUCGGCGCCGCUGACGGCGCUGCGCGCGCGACGGACGCGGACGGGCGCGGGGUCGGCGCGCUACAACGAGGACAGCUCGGACGACGCGGCCGCCGCCAUCCCCAAGCGCGGGCAGCACGCGCGCGCCGCGCCGCGCGCCCAGCGCCAGCUCGCCUCGCGCCGCCGCCGCCACGCCGCGCGCGCCGACCCCGUCGCCUACUACAACGGGCACAACGAGGCCGGCUCGGGCUCCAGCGGCUCGCAGGGCUCGGGCCCCGGCGUGGCGGGCGGCUCCGGGGGCUCGGCCGUCCCGGGGGGCCUGUCCAUAUCCUCGCGCGGCCGGGUGCGCAAGCUGACGGCCAAGGCACGGGGCCUGCUGCACGACUGAGCCCGGCGCCGCGCCCGGGGUACCGAGCACCCGCGGGUGGCGACACGCGACUGACUUGUGAUAUUACUGUGAAUAACGAAUGUACAGACAGACGGCCGAAUGUUUUAGUGUUGCCACUCAGUAAUGUUGUGACGCGGUGUUGCCAGCCGAAACGUUCGUGUACUUAAAGUGCGCUGGCAACACUCGCGCAUGUCGACUCAUGUAUCAUGUAAUUAUGUAA
This is a messenger RNA of Spodoptera exigua (beet armyworm), 5807 nucleotides long. The record is from the annotation of a GenBank genome assembly. NCBI's taxonomy places the organism in Eukaryota, Metazoa, Arthropoda, Insecta, Lepidoptera, Noctuidae.